AUUAAUGAUUUGACGUUUGCGAUUUAAUAAUUUUUCACCUAGGGUGAUUGAACCUAUAUAAUUUACCCGGUGAUAUCACCUCAUUAUUAAAUUUGUACAUUUAAUUUUAUUGGCUAAUUAAUGAGCUGAUCAUUUUAUAUUUUGAAUUCAUUCUUUUUAGGUCUUUCGGUUCUUCUUUGUAAUUACUAUUAGGUAUGUUUUUUAUUUUUUUAUUUUUUGUUUAUUUAUUACAUGUAAUUUCCAUUCCCUACAAACUUUAUUUCUCUUUUAGUUUUAUGGGUUUUGUUAUUACUUGGUCCCCCUGUUUAUCUCAUUUCGUCCCUUCUCCACUUUUGUUUUCUUUUUAUCUCUUCAUCUCUUUUGCUCUUUUAAGUCUUUUUAUUCUUCCCUUCCUUCAUUUUUUCCAUUGUUUUUUAUUUCCUCUUUGUUCCUUCGUCUUUUUUGCUCCUUUACACUAUCCUUUGUCAUUUUCAUUUUUUUUCCAUUCCCACUUCUCUUUACACUACCCUUUGUUCCUUUCAUUUUUUUAUUCUCUUUGCUCCAUUUCGUCCCCCUCCAUUCUUUUUCAUUCCCACUUGAUCUUUUUCAUUCCCCCUUUGUUUCUUUCAUUCCCUUUUACUCUCCUUAUUUUUUCAUUCACCCUCAUUUUUUUGAUUAAUUUUUUAUUAAUUAUAAACUUUAUAAUUAUUUCUUAUUUUAUAUUGCGUCAAUCUUAAACUUAUAACCAACUUAAAAAAAAUAUUUGAAUAAUUAAAUGUAUUAGAAUCUAUUCAUUUCAUUUAUUAUUAUUCUUUUGGUACUUAAUUUAUCUAAACCAGAAUUAAAAUCUUUAUUCAAAA
This is a messenger RNA of Rhizophagus irregularis DAOM 181602=DAOM 197198, 839 nucleotides long. The record is from RefSeq and is a predicted model, not a curated record. Lineage: Eukaryota; Fungi; Glomeromycota; Glomeromycetes; Glomerales; Glomeraceae.